AUGUCCUCAAUACGGUCCAACCCGACUCUGUCGAAUUUGCCCUCGUCGAAUCCUUCCGACAGCUCGACCUCCUCUGAGUCUCGCUCGGAGAAGGAAGACGUCCAAGCUCCUAACCCUGUCGGGACCGAGCAUCCCUCGGCCGCUUCCGAAUUGCUCCUCAAUGCCGUUAAGGAUGUCAGACAAAUCAUUAGGCUCGUCCAAUGCCAAGUAUGCUCCCAAGCACUAAAGGAGCCGACGACCUUACCUUGCGGGCACAGCCUCUGCAGACAAUGUGUACCUCAGACUUAUGCUAGGGCUAAUAUCUCGUGGCCCGCAACGGCCAACCGUCUGCGUGGCUUCGUGUGUCCUUUCGACGACUGCAAGAAAGAGCAUGCACUUGGAGAUUGCGCCAUCGACGUCACAUUGAAUAAGGCCCUAGCUAUAAUAAAGGGGGCUAUCGAGCUUGAUCGGGACGUAACAGGGCUUUCUAAUGUUUCCACUCAAGUCACGGUGCAAGACCAAUGGCAGGUUGCCGGGAUCCCAUCGCUUGCGGAAAAGGCAGAUGAACCGAACAUAUUAAAAGGAGGUCGUAUUGUCGCGACCUAUACACUAGCGGAAUCCGGCAAGCUAAAAUAUGGAUGCGAGGUGUCUUACUCCUCCGUAGGAGUGGUUGAUGACGAGGUUGAGAAGAUUGAUGUUGCCGUAUUGACCCGAUUGAAAGAGUCGGCGAGAACAGAAAUGGAUUGUCAGGUCUGCUAUGCAUUGUUCCUGGAUCCCUUAACGACAACAUGCGGCCACACGUUUUGUCGAGGUUGUGUCCAUCGCAUUUUGGACCACUCCGACCUAUGUCCCAUAUGCAGGCGCCCCUUAUCGAUACAAGCUCAAGUCAACCGGGAAUCUUACCCUUCGAAUGAACGGCUUUGUAAGAUUAUUAAUGGUUUCUGGGCUGACUUGGUGGCGCUGCGCUCACAAGCUUACAGGCUCGAGCAGCAGGCCAACCACGGUGGAUUCGACAUUGCACUCUUCGUCUGCACACUUUCAUUCCCACGUAUGCCAACCUUCCUUCAUGUGUUUGAACCGCGUUAUCGCCUCAUGAUCCGCCGGGCAAUGGAAGGCGAUCGAACGUUCGGCAUGGUUCUCCAUACAUCACACAAUGAUCCUGGUGAACCUGACUUCAUGGAGCUGGGGACUUUGCUCCGGAUUGUCAACAUCGAAUUCUUCCCGGAUGGACGUAGCCUUCUAGAAACGGUUGGCGUAUCUCGAUUCCGGGUGACUCGUCAUGGAUGGCUGGACGGGUACAUCGUCGGUAAUAUUGAGAAGAUCGAUGAUAUCAGCGUAGCAGAGGAAGAAGCCAUAGAGGCAGCAGAGACAACAUAUGCCAGAAGCAUAAGGGAAUCGGCAGCUACCGAACCAUCGACUCCGGACCCAGCACACCCGGGACAAGCUAUACCUGUUCGCUCUCGAGGGGUACCUGUCGCAUUAGAAGACCUGGAGACGAUGUCUACCAGGGAGCUAGUUGAAUUGGGUAUUGACUUCGUCAGAAGAAUGCGAGCGCAGAGCGUCGCUUGGCUAACCGCGCGUGUUUUGGCCAUUUAUGGCGAGUGUCCGACGGACCCGACAAUUUUCCCCUGGUGGCUCGCCAGCAUUCUACCAGUUAAAGACGAUGAGAAGUAUAGACUUCUAGGCACCUCAAGCGUCGGUACAGGCAGCGUAUCAGUAGCUGAAGAGGUAGCUGCAGUACAGAAAUUGCUUAAGGCGAGCGGAUUGACGUACACGAUGCACUCUGCCGGAACUACCGUUGAGGGAUCGUGGGAUGAAGUCAUGAAAGUCAUUGGGCAGGCUCACAGCGUCGUACACUCCAAAGGCGUCGUUAGAGUCCAGAGCUCGAUGAGAGUCGGCACUCGAACGGAUAAAAAGCAGACGGCGCAAGACAAGGUCAAACGCGUUGAGGAUAUUCUAGCGAAAGAGGGUUCUAGCUCUUAG
Molecule: messenger RNA, 1962 nt
Organism: Hypoxylon trugodes
Lineage: Eukaryota; Fungi; Ascomycota; Sordariomycetes; Xylariales; Hypoxylaceae
Exons: 3
Coding region: 1-1962 (653 amino acids)
Source: RefSeq, a predicted model, not a curated record